Messenger RNA from Solanum dulcamara, 1300 nucleotides. RefSeq lists its product as uncharacterized. The record is from RefSeq and is a predicted model, not a curated record. The transcript is spliced from 8 exons. Lineage: Eukaryota; Viridiplantae; Streptophyta; Magnoliopsida; Solanales; Solanaceae. Bases 222 to 1151 code for a protein of 309 amino acids. Gene Ontology annotation, molecular function: protein binding.
AUGAACCUCUGAACGUAAAAAAGAAAAAGGAAAUUUGAGAUAAAGAUCAAAACUGCACCAAUAUAGAUACAAAGGACUAUUAAAAAUACGGAUGACGUGUCAUGGACUACGGUCGACGCGCUCUGGACAAAAUAAAUGGGGAAAAAGAGGGGAGACAAUUCUUAUAGCGACUAUGGAGUAAAACCAGAUUUUAGCUGUGCGUAAGUUUUGGACCAUCUCAAAUGUCAAGGCCGCAGGUCACCAUCACCUUGGGCAGCUCUGGUCAAAAAGUGGUUAAGCGAUCAUCAGCUUCUCAGGGUAAUGGUUUUAGUCAACUGACAUUGUCAAGAGCCAAAAGGUCAUUAGGAGAGACCUAUAGGACUGACUACGUGGAUCCUUCGAAAUCCCUUCGUAAACGUGUGCGAGGGGAUAAAGAUGCAGGAGGUACCAUAUAUGGCAGACUGAAUGAUACACGCGUUGGGAAAAAUGACCUCCGACUGAAACUAACGCACAGAAGAAGGCAAAGGGAAAUUCUUCUGCAGAUUGAAGAAAGAAAAAAGGAGCAGCGUAAGAGGAUGGCAGGAAGUGUUCAAUCUACAGAACAGACUCACCGGAGGCUUGUCACCAGCAGCCAACCUUCGUCAGGAGCUAGCGAAUUGCUUCAGAUAGAGCAAAUUAGAUCCUCCUAUACAUCACAAACUUCUGGUGGUGUUACACCAAGAUCCUCUUAUAGACUCGCAAACGAUUCUAAAGAAGUCUCUUCUUCAAGGAAUAUCACUGCAGCUCAGCAUGUAUCAUCAGUAAGGCCAGCUGAAGCUUCAAGAAUGGUUCGUAUGGUAGGAAAUGACCUCGUCGAAUCUUCUCAGCUAAAAGUCCUUACCCCUGUGACCAUGAGGUCAGCACUGGCCGCCAGGAAUCCAUUGUCAGGUCUUCCCUCUUCAAAUGGAAGCAUGCUGCAAACCCCAUAUCCCGAUCAACCUCCUGUGACCGUAGCCAGUCUAUUAAAUUCACUCAGUUUGGGGAAGUACGCUAUCCACUUUCAAGCUGAGGAGGUAGACAUGGCUGCAUUGAAGCAAAUGGGGGACCGUGACCUGAAGGAACUGGGGAUACCAAUGGGACCAAGGAAGAAGAUUCUCCUGGCUAUGCUUUCCCGAACUAGAAGGCCAGUGUAGUAUGGUAGUUAUAUUUGAUCAAUACAAUGCUCCUCUAUAGUUUUCAAGCUGGCUAUUCUUGGGAAAUGUAUAUAAAGGAUAGUUGUAAAAUGCUCAAGUAUUUUGUUGUAUAAAACAGUAUAUAAGAGUGAAAUUUUCUCUUUCGCUGU